CUGAUGUGGUCAACAGUUCCGUUUCACAGAGGAGGAAACAAAUCCAAAUGUAGCUGGAUAUGCAUGAUCUAAAGGGCAGAACCUUUGAGCAUGGGGCUGCCUCCUGGCCAGCUCAGCAGGAGAGUCUAUCAUGGCUGUAUGGGUGGAGAGAGGGAUGGCUUCUGGGCAGAAAAUUGGCUCCCACUUUCCUCACCUGGAUGGUUGUCCCUUAUUCCAAAGCCCCCAAAGCAACUGGCAUCUCAUCGUUCCCAGCUCCACGGUGGCUGUCCUGCUGCUGCUGGUGCUCACCUUCCUCAUGAUCCUGUACUUGAGGAAAGCCCGAAGAAGCUCCGGGAAAGAUGAGGACAAAUCCCACCACAUCUACAACAACAUCUCAGUCCAGAAGGAACAGACCACCGUGCAUGGGAAGGAUCCCUCAUCAAGGCAGAGGCGAUCUCAGCUUUCCUGGGUAUCUUGUUUGGUUCCAGUCAACAUAUGGGCUCUGAAGAGGACACUGAGGCCAUCUGCUAUGCCUCACUUACCCACCCGAACCACUUUGUGCCUGAGGACUCCAUCUAUGUCAACAUCCAACUCAACCUGAAGCCCAUACCUGACCCCCUUCUGACUGUGGAAUAUGCCGACAUCGCUGGAGCCAGACCCCAGCCCUCCAAGUCAACUGCCCCAGACAGGGAGUUCAAAAGCUAAAGACAGUCUUUCACUGGGCAGUGAACACUUAGAAAAUACCUGUGAGGCACAAGGCUGCUCCACCAGUGAUGGGAGGACUUCAGUGUGGCAAAGAUGGUUCAAAACCAGCAAAAGGUUACCCCCUUCCUACAAAGGAGAUGAGGAAAAAGGAGGAAAGGACAGUCCUUAUAUUCCAGAGGGGAGAAGCUUUGAGUCUGAAGUCUGUGAUGGGCAGACUCUGGGGCCUAUAGAAGGGGUCUCUAGAUACCUGCCCACUCCUCUCCCCAGGGUCCGGGAGGAGGGCCACUGGAGCAGAGACAAAUUAGAUAUGAUUUGGACUCCAGUGCCUCCGAGUGACACAAUCUUCUCCCCACUCUGUGAUCCUCACUUCCUUCCUAAACAGGGGCUGUGAAAUCCUGACCCACUGUGCAAGUUCCUCUUUGGUGACACUCCUCAUGAAAGCCCCUCCCCAACUAUCUCUCAGGGCUUCUAAGCCAGACUAGAAAGUUCUGUUUCUCCACCCCAGCUCCUCCUCUCCUUCCUGACCCCCUGAUUUUGAUUCUCACAAAUGACCCUAACAAGAUGUGGGCAGUGCUUGUCACUCAAGGGUCUCCCCUAGCCCUUGGCCUUGCCAGUCAUGGUGGGGCAUAGGAACUUCCUUCCCCAUAGUGGCCCCAGCAACUCCACCAGAACUGACCUGGGCUCCUCUGCCUUCCAUGGAAACUAUCAUCUAUUCUGCAAGCUGCACCUCAAACAGAGCAGACUGAAGGCCACUUCCUGUUUUGCCCUAGUACACUUCCCCAGGGCCCUUAUAGGAGACAGGGCCCUUUUUUUUUUAAUUAUGUGCCCCCAAGGAGUGACUCUGAACUGUGGGAACUCCAGGCCACGGGGAUGGAGGGUAGGGUGUCUUGGGAAAGAUGGCUUGAAUUGCUAUUCAUCACUUCUCAAGGGUGACAUUUAAAGAUCACCCAAUCCAGCUGCUAGUGGGAUGCCAGAUCCCUUCUGCAAAUCCCACUGAGCCAUGCAGUGUCUGCCUCAAUAUCUCCAAGGGCAGGAAAUGUACCUCCUCUUGAUCAAGAAGCUUGUUUGUGAAUGUUUUUGUCAUCAGCUUGCUAUCAAUCACAGUGAGACACCAGCUUUGCCUACAAGAUGGGACUUGAGGGUCAGGCUGCUUCAUGGCCGGAAAGGGAGAGGGGUUGGAGAAAAGAAGGGCAGGUGGUCUGAGGUCUGGCAGGCUGGGCUGUGAGGAUGAGGUAUUUCUCAAGGAGGAAGGUGAGGUAAGCGCUUGUCACUUGUGACAUUCCAGGUUCCCAGUGUUGAGGAUGUGAUUCUAUCCCCAGUCUGUGGCUGCAUGAGGACACCCAGGAACAACCUUGAGUUGAAGGAGGUGGAGAGCAGGAUGCUCUGAGUAUCACCUUACCUCCUGAGGUCUCUGUCCUGCCCUUCCAGCUCUCCAGACCUGACUGCUAGAGGCUGGGCAACCAUUGUACCCUGACCUCCUACCCUACCCAGCCUUGCUUCAAGAGGGCCAUUGGCACUGACCUAUGGCCUCAUUUGACCUCUGGUCCUCCAUCAUUCUAGGAUCCUGACAGCGCCUCUUGGUCUAUAUUUUAGUCUACAUACCCACUGAGGGAGACAAUCUUCAAUCAUCUUCCCAACUCAGGUUUCCUGGCUACAACACCAUGAGCCAUCCCAGGGGUCAGGUUACUCAUGAGCUGUCCAAACCCAAAGGAUCUACUCAGACUAGAGCACCUGGAGCUAUAGUAAUUCACAGUAUGUACAGGGGUCUGCGGACUGCCAACCAUUGCUCAGGGUUGGGGAUACGGUGAUUAAGGCUAGUAAGCCAACAAUUAUGGAGUGCCUCUUAUGGGCCUCAUUCCUCUACAUACACUAAUGAUGCAAACAUCCCUAUAAGGUAAGUACUCCCCAUCACUUUAAAGAUGGGGAAAUUGAGGCACAGACAGGUUAAAUAAUUUCUCAAAGUCUUGACUCUUGAAAGAGGCUAAGUAAUUGUUCCCCAAAUUAUUUCCUCCUGAUAGCAUAGCUAGGUGAUUACAGUCUAGCGUUUCUUGAUGAGUGACUGGGCUCUGGAAGUUGUAGUUUGCCUCCUCCAGGCCUGGCCCAUAAAACCCCCUAUGCAAUCAUCAGUGAUCUCUCCCUUCUCUCAUUUGCCACCCAGAUGGCAUGGUGUGAUAAAAAUUCUUAGUGUAAAUUCUAAAUCCUAGAAUCCCAGUGCAGCUUCCAAAGGAUUAAAAGUAUGGCUUGCCGGCUCGCUGCUGCGGUGCGGGGCCCUUUCCCCGGGCUUCGACUGCUGGCCUUGGGGCGGCUUCCGGCGGCCCCAGCGCUUGGUUGGGCCUGCCUGGGCCUGGACCACACGCGCGGCCUACACUGCGGGCAGGGCCUGGAGGAGCGGGCGGAGGGCGCCGCGGGUCAGGGGCACCCGGAGUCCGGCACAGCAGAUCAUCCUGGCCCCAAGUUUGACAUCGAUAUGCUGGUUUCACUGCUGAGGCAAGAAAAUGCAAGAGACAUUUGUGUGAUCAAGGUUCCUCCAGAAUUGAAAUAUACAGAUUACUUUGUGAUUGGUAGCGGAACUUCCACCCGACACUUGCAUGCCAUGGCCUACUACAUUGUGAAAAUGUACAAAUACCUGCAAAGUAAAAGUGAGCCUCAUGUUAAGAUUGAAGGGAAAGACACUGAUGACUGGCUCUGCAUGGACUUCGGCAGCAUGGUGAUUCAUUUGAUGCUUCCAGAAACCAGAGAAACCUAUGAAUGAGAGAAAUUAUGGACCCUACGUUCAUAUGAUGACCAGUUAGCACAGAUAGCACCCGAGACAUUACCUGAAGACUUCAUUCUUGGAAUAGAAGAGGACACUUCUUCAUCCCUGACUCCACUGGAGUUCAAAUGAGAAUAAAAUGUUAUGAACUACUUUAGUCAUUA
This is a messenger RNA of Nyctereutes procyonoides (raccoon dog), 3600 nucleotides long. Its product is annotated as mitochondrial assembly of ribosomal large subunit protein 1-like. The coding region runs from base 131 to 580 and encodes 149 amino acids. The transcript is spliced from 3 exons. Gene Ontology annotation, molecular function: signaling receptor activity; ribosomal large subunit binding. Lineage: Eukaryota; Metazoa; Chordata; Mammalia; Carnivora; Canidae. The record is from RefSeq and is a predicted model, not a curated record. Gene Ontology annotation, cellular component: cell surface; mitochondrion. Gene Ontology annotation, biological process: negative regulation of ribosome biogenesis; negative regulation of translation.